Bombyx mandarina (wild silkworm) is the source of this 1175-nucleotide messenger RNA. It is a transcript of the gene CAH9, whose product is annotated as Carbonic anhydrase 9. NCBI's taxonomy places the organism in Eukaryota, Metazoa, Arthropoda, Insecta, Lepidoptera, Bombycidae. Gene Ontology annotation, molecular function: carbonate dehydratase activity; zinc ion binding. The record is from RefSeq and is a predicted model, not a curated record. Gene Ontology annotation, cellular component: cytoplasm.
CAGUACUAAACUAAUUAAAUCUAUUAAAUAAAUUUAAUUUAGUGAACUAAUAUAACAAUGAAGUACUUUGGUAUUAUAGCUGUAUUCACCCUGGUGGUUAUUAAUGUAUCUGUGGCAGCAGGAUGGGGAUAUCGGGCCUCCGACCAGAGACGUUGGGCGGUACUGCACCCUGCUUGUGGUGGCCGUCAGCAAUCUCCCAUAGCGAUUUCAGCACGUCAAGCAAUUCCUAUCUCAAUUCCAGCGAUCGAACUCAUUGGAUACCAGAACCCUCUUCCUGGACCUUUAACGAUCACUAAUACGGGACAUUCAGUGGCACUGACAAUCCCCAAGUACACUUCGGAGGAGGAGAAGAAAGGAUUCCGUCUACCUUACAUCUUUGGAGGUCCCCUAGACAACGAGUAUGAGAUCGACGGUCUGCAUUUCCACUGGGGUGACAAGAACAACAGAGGAUCGGAGCACACAUUGAACGAUAUGCGUCUUCCUUUGGAAAUGCACAUCAUCCAUAGGAAUAAGAAAUACAGAAACACCGCGGAAGCUAUGCAGCACCCUGAUGGCCUAUGUGUGCUCGCGUUCUUCUAUCAGGUUGUGGAAUUCGAUGCCAAGCUCUUAAGUCCUAUCGUGAAGAACCUAACGGCCAUCGAGAACUUCAACUCCACUCUGCAGCUGCCGCACACUUUCUCCCUGUCGUCAAUCCUGUCUGGCUUGGACACCGAGAGGUUCUACACAUACAAAGGAUCAUUGACCACUCCUCCCUGUGCUGAAGCCGUCACAUGGGUGAUCUUUUCUGACUACCUGCCGAUUUCCGUGUUUCAAAUGGAUAAUUUCCGUGGUCUUCUUUCCAAUCUUAAUUUGCCGUUAGUUGAUAACUUCAGGCAGUUACAACCGUUGUUUGGUCGCCGUGUCUUCGUCCGAAUCACAUCAAAGAACCCGAAGUUCAAGAAGACCAAACUCCACUACUCCAAAUGGGACUGGGUUGGACACAAGAAGUCCGAAAAUGAUGUCAUCGACUUCGAUGAAUAAAUAUAUAAGUAUAUCCAAUAACAACUGAUAAAUAAUACGGUACGGGUGUAACGCGUUUAAAAUACCAAUGAUACCAAAUAGUAUUCGUUACUAAUUAUUUUUAUUAUGUGUGCACUGUAUAUUUGCGUGUAAUGUAAGUAAUAUAGUGUGUAAGU